Somion occarium is the source of this 3525-nucleotide messenger RNA. Lineage: Eukaryota; Fungi; Basidiomycota; Agaricomycetes; Polyporales; Cerrenaceae. The record is from the annotation of a GenBank genome assembly.
AGGCUCGAGGCAUCGUGGGAAAUGAUGCACGUGAACGCAACGCGUCCACGACGCGUCGCAGCAGGUCGGAGCACGUGUGUCCCCAGUACUUGUAGCGUGUCGCACUCAAGCCGUUCUACGCGUCUUGCUUCCUCGAAUGCUGGCUUCACUUCAAACCCCUAUAUCUGACACAUAUGCAGUACUCUCAUUUGCAGGACCUGAAUCAAGCUCAACUGAGAGCCGUCGAACAUGAUCCCAAUAUUCCACUCCAGAUUCUUGCCGGGCCUGGGAGUGGCAAGACAAAGGUUCUAACCACUCGGAUAGCUCACCUAAUCUCGCAACGUUCGAUUGAGCCUUCAUCUAUCUGUGCAGUGACAUUCACCAACAAGGCAGCCAACGAGAUGCGAGAAAGACUAUCGAAGUUGAUUGGAAUGGAGACAACCUCACUGAUCCGAAUGGGCACAUUCCACGCCCUAUGUGCGAUGUUCUUGCGUCGACAUGCGAAUCUGGUCAAGCUUAAUGGAAACUUCACCGUAUGCGACUCAGAUGAGAGCAAGAAGAUUGUGUCUAAGCUUCUCAAGGCGCAUAGAGUAAAGCUCGCAACAAAGGCUAUUACUUUGAGAGAAGAGGCAGUUUUGUCACUCAUCUCGAAGGCAAAGUCUAAAGGGCAUUCUCCUGAUGAUGUUCUGGAUAUGCUUGAAGACCCUUCGAAAAGACGGAAAGCGCAAAAGAAGGCCGAUAUCGGGUCUAUUUCUGCCCUCAUCGACCAAACUAUCGCCACACUAUAUCGUGACUACGAACGUACACUUCGAGAUAACAAUAGCCUGGACUUUGAUGACUUGUUGAUCUACGGUGUCAGGCUAUUUCGAGACCAUCGCAAAGUCGGAAAGUGGUGUAAGCAUAUUCUGGUAGACGAAUUCCAGGACACGAACACGAUGCAAUACGAACUCAUGCAGCACAUUGCAGCAGCAAAUCGUUGCGUCACAAUAGUUGGUGACCCCGACCAGUCGAUAUAUGGCUGGCGUUCGGCGGAAGUAGAGAACCUCCAAAGAAUGAGACAAGACUUCCCCUCAACGAUCCAGAUUCUUCUCGAACAUAAUUAUCGCUCGACAGGUUCCAUCUUAGCAGCAAGUGUUGCAAUCGUUGCACAGGACAAAUCUCGUAUACCCAAGACACUACAUACGCAACAUGCAAUCGGACCCAAUCCCACCUUACAAGCGUUCCCUUCAGAAUACGAAGAAGCAACAUUCAUCGCUACGGAGAUCAAAAGACUUCUUGCUGCCACAGGUGACAUGUUAAAGUGGAGUGAUUUUGCCGUCUUGCUCCGAUACAAUUCCCUGUCCCGUGCCAUUGAAAGCGCAUUGCAGCAGCAAGGCAUUCCGAAUCGGGUCCUCGGUGGUCACAAGUUCUUCGAACGUUCAGAGGUGAAAGACAUACUCGCAUACAUGCAAGUAAUCGACAACCCUCAGUUCAUACCCGCAUUCUCGCGAGCAGUCAACACUCCUUCAAGAGGAAUCGGAGAGAAGACUAUAUCCGAAAUGCUUACGAGAGCCGCUACUCUUAACCUUUCACCCCUCGAAGUGGCGGAGCGCAUUUAUGACGAGCAGAUGCCCGAUAUCAAGCCUCCAGUCAGACGAAAACUAAAAUCUUUCAUUGAACCUAUCAAAAACCUACGGAAGCUGGCUAAUAAUGGAGAACUGCCAUCCAACCUCAUACGUACCCUCCUUGACCUGAUUCACUACGAAAAUCAUCUGAAGAAGACACAGCCCGAUGCUGACAGUCGAUGGGACAAUGUCCAAGAGCUAAUCAAUUUCGCUCGGGAAUUCGAAGUUAAUGAGUCGAGUAAUCUGCAACUCCCUGAGAGUCCUUUGCCUGGAGAACGUGUUGCCGGAGAGAAUGAUUGGGAAGAUCAUCCAGACGAAUUCGAUCAUAACGCAUUCGACGAGGAUGGUAUCGCUGAGAUCAAGCCCGGUGCGAAUAGCAAACUCGCAUCCCACAGAGAUACGCCUCUGCGGCUGUUCCUCCAAGCGUCAAUGUUAUCCACAGAUGUUCAGACCCAGGAUAGUCGUGCCGACAACAACAAGGUUACAAUUACAACCUGUCAUGCUGCCAAAGGUCUCGAAUGGCCUGUGGUCUUCGUUCCUGCAGUCGAGAAAGGGACAUUCCCUUCAUCACGUGCGGAAGAUGUCGAAGAAGAGAGACGUUUGCUCUAUGUAGCAUGUACACGAGCUCAAGGAUUACUCUACCUUAGCCAUUCAACUGGUCGAAUGGUAUCUGGCGAGACCAAGCCUCAAGAAAUAUCUGAAUUCAUCUGGGUUGUGAAGAGAUCCACUCCGGGCCUAUUUUCUGCCACGCCACCGAAUUUAAGUAGAGAAGACAGAACUCUAUUAGCAUCCGUCCUGCAUCGAGACGCGCCGGACGAAGCUAAAGUCUCUCAGAGACUCGAAGAACAUUAUCGCACAGCCGGUCAAACUUCUUGGAGCUCUCGUCCUGGUGGUUCUACCAACCGCUACAGGCAGCCUCCAAGUACGAGCAACUUCAUGCCCAACUCUGACGCAGCACUCACCUCUACUUCAUAUCAAGGUAAUCUUUAUUUUGGAUCCCGAACUCGUCACCAGCCUCACGCUUUCGUCCUUCAGCGGCGUUUGCAUCAGCAAAGUCAUAUCAAUCCGGUACAGAUCAAGUAUACCCUGUUCCUAGAGCCCCAUUGUCGCCGUCCAGAAGUUCCGUCGUCAACGCCGCGCCUAGGCAAAUUGUAUCCAACAAACCGCACUCGAAAGCUAUGAGUUCCAAUAUUGCUGCAUCUUCUACUGCAAUACCCUCUACUACUCAGAAGUCGGCUCUACCCAAACAGGGCACUUUGGCGUCGUUUGUGAAACCUUUGUCGUCCAGUUCCAGUUCUUCACUCUUGAAACCGACUUCGAAAUCAACGCCGGACCAGUUCCCAUCGACGUCAUUCUCAGCUGGUUCUAGUUCUUUGUCUGUCCCCACUGCGUCGGCCCCAGGUAAAGUCGCAGGCGUAAAGCGACGGCUAGGAAUGGGUCAUGGCGCAAUAGGGUACUCGAACAAGAAGUACAAACCGCCUACUUGAAAUAGUUGAUUCUUACGUUUCCGUAGUGUAUCGAGGCAAUCUGAGCUCCCGAGCACUGACUAUUUAUUCCCUGCUAUAUUUUCCGAUUGUACUUAUACUCGCUUGUAAAUAUUUUGGUGCAACCUAUCGAAGUGAGGCAUCAGGCUCUUAGUGCAACAGGUAGGAACCGACCAACUGACGAAGAUUCAUUGUCGCGCUGUGAAAGUCCAGGCUUGAAGGCAAGCUUCACUUUAAAUUCAAAGCAAUGUGCUGAAGUUUGCGGCAUCUUUGGAGUUUAGAUUCCCAGAUUGGGCUUACAAGCUGCCUUAUCAGGAAACAGACCUGCCUCAUUCGGCAGGUACAUUGGAAGAACUUGAAAUUCGGUACGUUUCCAGUGAGGACAAGGACCCAGUUUUAGUCGAUGAAAGACCGUAUUCGAACGACACCUUAGUGGAAAAUCAAGUUCCAUGACUUCA